UAGUUGAAAUUUUUGUCCAAUUAUGGUGGAAUAGUAAAAUAGGGGUGUGCGAAGCAGGAAAUGGACCGGCCCAAGCAUUUUCCCUUUUCAGAAUACAUCAUCUUCUUCCCCAAAUUUCCAAUACAAAUGCCAUGGAAGCUUUCUCGUGCACCUCCACGUCGCGGCCGCACCUCUGAUCGGAAACUGCGUGGGAGCCGCGAUCAGAAGCAUCGACACGAGUAGCAUUGAACUGAGGACCACCCUACCAACGGAUUCCAGUGCGGCCAUAAUCGUCGUGCUGCUGCAGCGACGAUUGGAAGCAUCGUCGCUCUCUUUUGGAAAUAUAUCUUUGGGAACUAUAUGUUAGCUUAUGGUUGCAAAUAGAGUUGAUUGAGGCAGUCCAUGCACUUUGUAUAUACGUAUAUACUGAGCUGUGAUCUUCUUAAAGGGAGUUAAGUUGCUGAUAAGGUAGCUAGGCAAUCAUUCGGCUAGCAUGGACGUAGCACAUUGUUAUUUAAAGGGGAAUGCUGAUGCUGUGGAGUUUUGUCCGUAUGAUUUGUACCGUAAUGUUUUAGCGGUAUCCACUUACACAUUACAAGAAGGUUGUCAGCCCAACCGACAUGGAAGCAUUUCACUUUUCAAUGUUGAUGAGGAGAAAGGCCACCUUGACAUGGUUUUUAGUGAGGAAACUGCUGGAAUUUUUGACAUAAAGUGGAGCCCACCUGGAGGGCGUUUGAAUCCUUUUCUAGCUCAAGCAGAUGCUGAUGGAUACUUGAGAAUUAAAAUGCUGGAAGGUUGCUCUAAUGGAGUGGAAGGAGUUAAUCUAAAGGAGAUCACUAAUGAGAAAAUCAGCAACUCUAUGUGCUUGUACAUGGAUUGGAACCCUUCAGCCACAUCUAUCACAGUAGGACUUUCUGAUGGCUCUGUGUCUAUUGUUUCUGUUCUUGAAUCCAAGCUAGAAAUACAAGAACAGUGGAAGGCUCAUGAUUUUGAACUCUGGACAACCUGCUUUGAUACUCACCAACCAAAUUUGAUAUACACUGGCUCUGAUGAUUGCAAGUUCAGUUGCUGGGAUUUGCGAGAUAAACCUCCCAAUGUGGUAUUUCAAAGCUCUAAGGUCCACAAAAUGGGUGUUACCUGCAUUGAGAAGAGUCCACAUGACCCGAAUAUCUUGUUGACUGGUAGCUAUGAUGAAUUCCUGAGGGUAUGGGAUUUAAGGUCACUCUCAAAACCCCUUAACAGUUCUUCAAUUAGCUUAGGGGGAGGAGUUUGGAGGGUUAAGCAGCACCCCUUCAUUCCAGGCUUGGUCUUGGCUGCAUGUAUGCACAAUGGUUUUGCUAUUGUUGCCAUUAAAGGUGACAGUGCUGAAGUGUUGGAAACUUACAACAAACAUGAUUCUCUUGCUUAUGGAGCAGACUGGCAGAAAGGUGAAGCAAAUCACUUUGGUGGGAAAACCAAACCAUUGGUGGCUACUUGCUCAUUCUAUGACAAACAUGUUAGAGUGUGGAGGUCAGAAAAUUAUAUUGUCUCGUAGAACGUUUGUUCUUACUUAACUUUAGCCCACUAGGAAAUGUGAUACACAGUUUAUUUAUUCAAUCAUGGGUUGCAUUAUUUUGACACUUUCAUUCA
Vigna unguiculata (cowpea) is the source of this 1608-nucleotide messenger RNA. RefSeq names its product Transducin/WD40 repeat-like superfamily protein. Gene Ontology annotation, cellular component: cytoplasm. Lineage: Eukaryota; Viridiplantae; Streptophyta; Magnoliopsida; Fabales; Fabaceae. Gene Ontology annotation, biological process: protein histidyl modification to diphthamide. The record is from RefSeq and is a predicted model, not a curated record. Gene Ontology annotation, molecular function: protein binding; diphthine methylesterase activity.